Messenger RNA from Phodopus roborovskii (desert hamster), 1755 nucleotides. It is a transcript of the gene Rab3ip, whose product is annotated as RAB3A interacting protein. The record is from RefSeq and is a predicted model, not a curated record. Gene Ontology annotation, cellular component: Golgi to plasma membrane transport vesicle. Gene Ontology annotation, biological process: exocytosis. Gene Ontology annotation, molecular function: guanyl-nucleotide exchange factor activity. Bases 111 to 1493 code for a protein of 460 amino acids. The transcript is spliced from 11 exons. Lineage: Eukaryota; Metazoa; Chordata; Mammalia; Rodentia; Cricetidae.
UUUGCCUGUUUAUCCUUGGGCUGAACCCUUCACUACGAGCAUGCUGGGUCACAUUCGUCACGGACCUGCCACUUUGCUAGCUUAGACUGUCCUAGGAUGAAGCCUUUGCUAUGGCUAAUGACCCCUUGGAAGGCUUCCAUGAAGUGAACCUUGCUUCACCUACUUCUCCGGACCUUCUUGGGGUGUGUGACUCAGGCACCCAGGAGCAGACGACCUCCCCGAGUGUCAUCUACCGGCCACAUCCUUCGUCUCUAUGCUCUACCCCUCUCCAGGCUAAUGCCUUAGAUCUUUCUGAUCUUCCCACACAACCUGUGUACUCAUCCCCUAGGCGUUUAAACUGUGCGGAGAUACCCAACAUCAGCGUUCAUGUUCCGGACACGGCAGCAGCUGUUACCUCUAGAGUGGCCGUGGGACUCACGAAGCUAACACCAAGGAAGGACAGCUGCAAUGCGGAGAGGGAGUUUUUGCAGGGCGCCACUGUCCCAGAGGCCCCUGCUGGCAGUGACGACAUCUUUGGGUUGAGUACGGAUAGCUUGUCCCGUUUACGGAGCCCAUCUGUCCUGGAAGUUAGAGAAAAGGGCUACGAAAGGCUGAAAGAAGAACUUGCAAAAGCCCAGAGGGAAUUGAAGUUAAAAGAUGAAGAAUGUGAGAGACUCUCGAAAGUGCGAGAUCAACUUGGGCAGGAGCUGGAAGAACUCACAGCUAGUUUAUUUGAGGAAGCCCACAGGAUGGUGAGAGAAGCAAACGUCAAGCAGGCCACAGCGGAGAAGCAGCUGAAGGAAGCUCAAGGGAAAAUUGACGUUCUCCAAGCUGAAGUGGCCGCCCUGAAGUCACUCGUGUUGUCCAGCUCGCCCACGUCACCGACGCAGGAGCCGCUGGUGGCUGCAAAGACGCCUUUUAAAAGGGGGCACACGAGGAAUAAAAGUACCAGCAGUGCCAUGGGUGGCAGCCACCAGGACCUCAGUGUGAUACAGCCCCUGGCCAAAGACUGUAAAGAGGCCGAUUUAUCUCUGUACAAUGAAUUCAGAUCUUGGAAGGAUGAGCCCACGAUGGAUAGAACAUGUCCUUUCUUAGACAAAAUCUAUCAGGAAGAUAUCUUUCCAUGUUUAACAUUCGCAAAAAGCGAGUUGGCUUCAGCUGUCCUGGAGGCGGUGGAGAACAACACUCUAAGCAUCGAGCCCGUGGGGCUGCAGCCCAUUCGAUUCGUGAAAGCCUCAGCUGUAGAAUGCGGAGGGCCAAAAAAAUGUGCUCUCACUGGCCAGAGUAAGUCCUGUAAACACAGAAUUAAACUGGGGGACUCAAGCAACUAUUACUAUAUUUCUCCCUUUUGCAGAUACAGGAUCACGUCUGUUUGCAACUUUUUUACGUACAUCCGAUAUAUUCAGCAGGGGCUUGUGAGACAACAGGAUGUUGAUCAGAUGUUUUGGGAAGUUAUGCAGUUGAGAAAGGAGAUGUCGUUGGCAAAACUGGGUUAUUUCAAAGAGGAACUCUGACCCCCUGCGUGGGGCCUGGCGUGCGCCUCCCUGGACAACUGAAGAAUGGCUGAACAUUUUUAUGGUUAAUAUUUAUUUCCGAGGAGAGGGCCAAGACUUGUGUCCUCUUGCACAUACACUACGAAGUCCUGCGAUUUCCUGUAAAGCCACCGAGCCGUGUUUGCUUUUCCCUGAGUGGAGCACACCCCGGCCAGCUGCAGCUCUACCAGUGAUGGCGAUCCAGCCCUGCAAAGCAAAACCACCAAAUAAACGUGAGACCGAG